AAAAAGAGGAAUUUCUGCUAAAUAUGGGCAUGAAACCGGUGAGCGUCAGCUCAAGUUGACAGUCUGUGAAGUUAGUGUGAUACCAGUUUAUAUAUUGUUGUAGAAUAACAUUUCUGGUGUUAUUUUUGCGCAAAUUAAUUUUAGAGUCGAUUUUAAAAUUUCUGUGCUGCUAUGAACGCAGCAAAACAGCGUGUCAGACACCAGUAAGCAGGAGCAGAGGCGGCAGGCGGAGGAGCUGAAGAUGUCUCCCCCUCCACCUCCGCCCCCGGCUCCGUGUCCUCCACCUCCUGCAGCGAAGAAGAAGAAGAAGCUGUACCAGACCAUAGCCAGCAGCAGGUGUCCCGUGGAGGGGGAUCACACUGAGGCUUUUCUACUCCUCAGACAGAGGGAGAGCUGUUUCAGGCGGGAUCUGCAGUGGUUACUAGUAAACAAGUACGUGCCUUCCCUCAUCCAAGACGGCCCACAGUGUGGCUUGGUGGCUCUGUGGAUGGCUGCCCACCUGCGACAGCCGCAGCUGAGCGUCGCCAUGGAGACGGUGGUUCAGACAGCAGUGAGGAGGGGCUACACCGCCCAGGGGGAAAUGUUUUCAGCGUGUAACAUGGCCCUGCUGGCAGAGGAGCUCUGUGUCUGUAAGGCUGAACUGCUGUCGGGAGGUCUGAGUGGCAGAAACUGGGCAGCCGUCAUCAAACACCUGUGGAGCGGACAACCUGUUCUCAUCCCGUAUGAUGAGGACUUCAACCAUGAGCCAUGCCAGCGUCAGGGUUACAGGGCGCACUGGGCCGUUGCUUCAGGUGUGCUCCUCGGUUUGAACCGGGGGAGUGUAAACAACGAGCACGCUCAACCGGAUCCCUCUCUGCCCUGGCUCCACGUCGCCAAAGGCGGCCAUCUUCCUUGUCCCAUCACCAGCACGAGCGCCACUGAGGUUUACAUCCUCGCCAAGCAGGGCAAGAGCCUGCGCUACCAGCUGUGGAGUCUGGACAGCGUUGCCCAGAGCAACGGGCAGCUGAGGAUGAUGGACCCUCUGCGAGCCAACGAUGGGAGCCAGUAUGUGGUUCCGGAAGAAGGAGUGGAAGCCGGGCUCGCGGGACAGGCGGUUUUACUCUACACUCAGUUGCAGGAACCACAGUGAGGUUGCUCAAAAACUACGGUUUCAUCUGUUGCCACAUCCUUCUGAACGGUCGCUAUGCAAGAUUAGUAUGUUUACCAGAAGAUUUUGUCUUGGAGAGAGCGAAAAGUGUCACAAACAUUUUAUAAAUGUUUAGAAGAGUGAUAGAGUAAUGAAAAUUAUAGCCAUGAUAUAUCUAAAAAUAUUUUUUAUGGUCUGAAGAGCUUAAUAUUUCAAUUUGUACAACUACGUUCCAUUGCAAAACAUCAAACAAACCUUAAAGUGCGAUUGCUUAACCUUCACAUCAGCUUUAGUGUCAACCAAUCACCUUGUCUGUAACGGUGUUAGACCCACCAACUGAAUAAUCAAUUAAGUAUAUACAACUUUAAUCAAUACUUCUACAUUUAAAAUAUGUUCCUUAUUGACUGCAAACACACAUUCACAAUUUUCUUUAAAUCAGUUUAUUUUGCUAAUGAACUGUGGCACUUUUGGUCCUUGAUUUUGUCUUUCAUUUUUCUAACCUGGUGCAGUUUCUCCACUAACUGAACAAAACUGAGAUUUUAAAGUAUUUAUAUUUGAACAAUUUAAAAUAAAAUGCCUUCUUGUA
Molecule: messenger RNA, 1712 nt
Organism: Gambusia affinis (western mosquitofish)
Lineage: Eukaryota; Metazoa; Chordata; Actinopteri; Cyprinodontiformes; Poeciliidae
Gene: actmap
Product: linkage group 06 C19orf54 homolog
Exons: 7
Coding region: 242-1129 (295 amino acids)
Source: RefSeq, a predicted model, not a curated record